CAUCAUCCAAGAAAAGAUCUUUUGGUCAAUCUGAAGCUGGACAAGGUAGUAAAAAACAACCCAGAAAGGCUCGAAUUCCCAAGGUUCCCCGCCCUGAGGUUCCUCUGGAUGAUCCUCACAAUACCAUUCGGUGUCAGCCUUUGGAUGGUAGACCCAUGAUUUCAGUGGAACUGGUACAGUGCUAUACUCAACAGCAUGGUGAGUCUCUCUUCAUGGAAUUGAAUGAGAAGGGCCGCUAUAUUGAUGUGCGAUUCGUGGACAAUGACGACGCACAAUCAGUUCUAGCAGAACACUCAAGUUAUCCGUUCACGGUGGAUUGGACAAGAACCAUCGACGCAUCUCAAAUAAUUACCCCUGGAACAGUGGAAAUGUACCAACCUCCCCGUGAUCGUGGUCACUAUGAUGAAGAGCCUAGUGUCCCAUUGCCUUGCACCAAUCCAUUUCCCAUCAGAUUUGCACCUACGCAAGAAUCUAAUGGUCGGGUGCGACCCAUCUACCCUCCAACCGUCCAGCCAAAAGCUCCAUCGCCGAAGGCACCUUUUGAAAAGCCUACUUGGCCGGCUCCACCAGACCGUGACUUUUUCAUGACCAAUUAUGUGUAGUACUUUGCAUGUAGUACUAUGCAGUAUGGAUUAAUUUACUAUUUGCUAUGAGCUUGCCUUCUUAAUGACCAACUAUCCAUUAUUAUUAUGGUCGUACCAUAGUAUGCAAACUAUGUUAAUUUUGUGGCAGUGUUGAACUUAUGACAGAUUUGUGGGAUAAGCCUCCUUUAUUUAUAUAUG
Molecule: messenger RNA, 782 nt
Organism: Hordeum vulgare subsp. vulgare (domesticated barley)
Lineage: Eukaryota; Viridiplantae; Streptophyta; Magnoliopsida; Poales; Poaceae
Exons: 4
Coding region: 156-602 (148 amino acids)
Source: RefSeq, a predicted model, not a curated record